AUGCCGCCUCGCCAGUGGAUUGAUAAGAAGAACGCGAGCACUUUCCAGCUCUUCCAUCGGUCUCAGAAUGACCCGCGCAUCAACGAUCCUGAAGCGGAAGAUCGAGUCCUCCACCAGGUCGGCGGUCCCGCUCCUGCUCCUGUCCCCUCUGGAGCAUCGACAUCCUCAUCGAAGCCCUCCCGAAGCCUCGCAGAUCUCCAAACAGAAUUCAAUAAUAAAGCCAUCCGUCAGAAUGAGGGCGAGGCCGCCAACCAUGGAAUUUAUUACGAUGAUUCCCGGUACGACUACAUGCAGCAUUUGCGUGAAUUAGGUACUGGUGGUGGCGAUGCUCACUUCGUCGAGGCUAAGGCAGAGAAGGCAAAGGGCAAGGCCAUGAGGUUGGAGGAUGCAUUGCGCCAGGUCUCUCUGGAUGAUGGUUCGCAAAGCGCAUACGGUGCUAGUGAAUAUGGUGACAUGCGCUCAAACUUCACCUCAUACUCUCGGAAGCCGACAUACCAGGACCAGCAGAAUGUUCCUGAUGCGAUCGCAGGUUUCCAGCCCGACAUGGACCCGCGACUUCGCGAGGCUCUGGAGGCCCUGGAAGACGACGCAUAUGUGGAUGAUGACGAUGAUGAUGUUUUCGGCGAUCUGACAGCCAAUGCCGAGGAACUGGACCAGGGAGACUGGGAGGAUACAUUGUUCGACCACGAGGAAGAGGACGGUGGCUGGGAGUCGGAUGCGACCGAGAAGGCGCCCGUGCAGAAAGACAGCACCGAUACUCACAUCGACGAAGACGUAUCAGAAUUCAACAAGGAUGUUCCUCCAGGUGAACUGCCCGAGCACGAUCAACCGGCUCCGGAUAUGCAUCCUGUAGACCAACAAAGCUGGAUGCAAGAGUUCUCCAAAUUCAAGAAGGACGCCAAAGGUGGUAACGCCCCCAAACCAGCUGCUCCUACUAUUGCACCCUCCGAGCAGCAGACCACUGCUUCCACUGCUUUCACAAUCGGUGGCACACCUAUUCGCCGGAAGAAGCGUAAGGGUGCUUUGACCAACCCCUCCGCCUACUCCAUGACAUCCUCUGCCUUGGCACGUACCGAGGGGCACCGACUCCUGGAUGACCGAUUUGAGAAGGUCGAGCAACUUUACUCUUUGGACGAAGAGGAUGAGUAUGAUGAUAGCAUGUCUAUGAUCAGUGGUAUGACCGGUGCCACUGGAAUGACCGGCAUGUCCACUGCAUCUUCUCUAGCACCAAGCCUCGUCGACGGCAACGGAGAAGCUGUCUCACGGAGCGAUUUCCACAACGUCAUGGAUGACUUUUUGGCCGGCUGGGACGACAACACCGGUCCCCAGGCCAAGCGGAAGGGAGUCAAGUACAAGCGUGGCAAGCACGGAAAUGAGGCCAUUGGCAUUCGUAUGCUUGAGGAAGUCCGCUCUGGUCUUGGUCCAGCUCGGUUCUCCAGCAAGCCUCGUGGCGUCCCUGGAAAAGUUUAG
Molecule: messenger RNA, 1470 nt
Organism: Penicillium verhagenii
Lineage: Eukaryota; Fungi; Ascomycota; Eurotiomycetes; Eurotiales; Aspergillaceae
Product: ribosome biogenesis protein LTV1
Exons: 2
Coding region: 1-1470 (489 amino acids)
Biological process (GO): ribosomal small subunit export from nucleus; ribosomal small subunit biogenesis
Cellular component (GO): nucleus; cytosol; preribosome, small subunit precursor
Source: RefSeq, a predicted model, not a curated record